AUGUAUACAGCCAUUGUGAAGAAGAACAGGGUCUUUCAAACAGUGUUUCACCGCAACAGAAUUUUUCCCUCUAAAUUACACAAAGUGAAUAUGUCAUCUUCUAUCGAGAUUUCCAAGAUUAGCGAGUGGGAUAGUGAUAAUAGCAAAGAUUUGAAUCACAGAUUAGCUUCUACAGUUUUGAAGAAUGUGAAUGCUGAUGAUGCUUUAUUGAAUAAGACUCGUCUAUUGAAACAAGAUUUAAGAAUCUUCAACACUGCUGUCAAUAAUGAAUCCACUCCAAUAACAAAUCAACGUUCAUCUGGUAGAUGUUGGUUAUUUGCCGCCACUAAUGAACUGAGAUAUAAUGUCAUCGAAGAAUUGAAAUUGAAAGAAUUCGAAUUGUCUCAAGCUUAUUUAUUUUUUUACGAUAAAUUAGAGAAAGCUAACUACUUCCUAGAUCAAGUUAUUGACACUUACGAAGAAGAUGUCGACUCCCGUUUAGUUCAAUAUCUACUAUCUGCCCCAACUCAAGAUGGUGGUCAGUAUAGCAUGUUUGUCAAUUUAGUUGCAAAAUAUGGUUUGAUCCCAAAAGACCUUUACAACGACUUACCGCUAUCCACCGUUGCUUCCUCAAAAUGGAAUUCCAUAUUAACUACAAAGCUAAGGGAAUUUGCUGAAGUUUUAAGAGAAGAACUAAAGAAAGGUAAUGAUAUCUCUGAACUAAGAACUAAAUUCCAAAGAGAGAUAUUCAAAUUGAUGACUUUAUUCAUGGAUAUGCCACCAGUCAAACCAGAUGAAUCCUUUACAUGGUCAUAUUUAGAUAAGGACAAGAAAAUCCAUACAUUGGAGACGACACCAAAGGAAUUUGCAUCCAAGUAUUGUAAGAUAGAUUGUUCAAAACCAGUUUCACUAAUCAAUGAUCCAAGACAUCCAUAUGGAAGAAUAAUCAAAAUUAACCGUUUAGGUAAUGUCAUCGGUGGCGAGAGUGUUUAUUACUUAAAUGUUGAUAAUGAAAUUUUAUCCAAUUUAGUCGUUCAAAGAUUACAAAAUCAAAGACCUGUUUUUUUUGGUUCUCACACUCCAAAGUUCAUGCAUAAGAAGUUCGGCGUUAUGGAUGUCGAAUUAUGGGACUACAAAUCAAUCGGGUAUGAUUUACACCAAUCCAAGUCCUCUCGUAUCAAAUAUGGUGAAAGUUUAAUGACUCAUGCCAUGCUAAUUACCGGCGCACACGUAGAUGAUACCACUGGGAAACCAAUCCGCUACCGUGUUGAGAACUCAUGGGGUAAAGAUUCUGGUAACGAUGGUUUAUAUGUCAUGACUCAAAAGUACUUCGAAGAAUACGCAUUCCAAAUUGUUGUCGACAUUGAUGAAUUACCAAAAGAUUUAAUGGAAAAAUUCAUUAAGAAGGACGAAAACCCAAUUGUUCUCCCAAUCUGGGAUCCAAUGGGUGCCUUGGCAAAUUGA
This is a messenger RNA of Tetrapisispora phaffii CBS 4417, 1443 nucleotides long. RefSeq names its product bleomycin hydrolase (gene LAP3). Gene Ontology annotation, molecular function: cysteine-type aminopeptidase activity. The transcript has a single exon. Gene Ontology annotation, cellular component: cytoplasm. NCBI's taxonomy places the organism in Eukaryota, Fungi, Ascomycota, Saccharomycetes, Saccharomycetales, Saccharomycetaceae. The record is from RefSeq and is a predicted model, not a curated record. Gene Ontology annotation, biological process: L-homocysteine catabolic process; response to toxic substance; proteolysis. Bases 1 to 1443 code for a protein of 480 amino acids.